UAUAUCAUUAAAUUAUAUAAAAAAUCGUAUAUAAUCUCAAGAAAACUACGAAAAACAUCAGUAUUAUCAUCAUCAUCAUGUUUCAACCUAUUGUUGUCGUUGGGGUUUUGCUUCUAGCAACCCAGUCACAAUGUAUCACAACAGUCUUCCAAACUAAUGAUCCCAGAGCAAAUUUGGAGUAUCAGAAUGGUUGCCAAUCAGAUACUGGAGUGACUCAAGAACAAAUAACUGCCCUAGAACACGAUGGAGAAGUUACUGAAGACAUCAACUGUUACUUCAAAUGUAUUUUUAUGAGGAGUGGCCUGUUUGAUGAGAACGGGAUAAUUCAAGUGGAGAACAUUAGGAGCAACCCCUUCAUGGACAACAUUGAUUUUGAUUGUUUACAAAAUUUGAACGCCAUCAACGAAUGCAACGACAUGAACCAAUUAUACAAUUGUAACAUAUAACUGUAGUUAAUUAGACAUAAUUUAAGAGUUAAUAAAUGUAGUAAGGCAUCAA
This is a messenger RNA of Aethina tumida (small hive beetle), 498 nucleotides long. RefSeq lists its product as uncharacterized. The record is from RefSeq and is a predicted model, not a curated record. NCBI's taxonomy places the organism in Eukaryota, Metazoa, Arthropoda, Insecta, Coleoptera, Nitidulidae. The coding region runs from base 78 to 446 and encodes 122 amino acids. The transcript has 2 exons. Gene Ontology annotation, molecular function: odorant binding.